Malurus melanocephalus (red-backed fairy wren) is the source of this 11864-nucleotide messenger RNA. RefSeq names its product spen family transcriptional repressor (gene SPEN). The record is from RefSeq and is a predicted model, not a curated record. Gene Ontology annotation, molecular function: mRNA binding. NCBI's taxonomy places the organism in Eukaryota, Metazoa, Chordata, Aves, Passeriformes, Maluridae. Gene Ontology annotation, cellular component: nucleus. The transcript is spliced from 15 exons. The coding region runs from base 64 to 10704 and encodes 3546 amino acids. Gene Ontology annotation, biological process: regulation of transcription by RNA polymerase II.
GCGGGGGCAGGCGGCGGCCGGGAGCCGGGGCACGGGCGGCGGGCUCGCCCCGCGCCGCGCAGCAUGGUCCGGGAAACCAGGCACCUCUGGGUGGGCAACCUGCCGGAGAACGUGCGCGAGGAGAAGAUCAUCGAGCACUUCAAGCGAUAUGGACGUGUYGAAAGUGUCAAAAUCCUCCCUAAGAGAGGGUCAGAAGGCGGAGUGGCAGCGUUUGUGGAUUUUGUGGACAUCAAAAGUGCACAGAAGGCACACAAUUCUGUCAACAAAAUGGGAGAUAGAGACCUACGGACGGAUUAUAAUGAGCCAGGAACCAUUCCCAGUGCUGCACGGGGAUUGGAUGAUACAGUUUCCAUAGCAUCUCGUAGUAGAGAGGUUUCUGGGUUCAGAGGAGGUGGUGGGGGGCCCACUUAUGGCCCCCCACCAUCGCUUCAUGCACGGGAAGGACGUUAUGAGCGGAGACUUGAUGGGGCUUCAGAUAACAGGGAGCGUGCUUAUGAACAUAGUGCCUAUGGACACCAUGAGCGGGGGACGGGCGGAUUUGAUCGGACGAGACAUUACGAUCAGGAUUACUAUAGAGACCCUCGGGAGCGGACCUUACAACACGGGCUCUAUUACACUUCUCGGAGCCGAAGUCCAAAUCGUUUUGAUGCUCACGACCCCCGAUACGAACCUAGGGCCCGGGAGCAGUUUACAUUGCCCAGUGUGGUACACAGGGAUAUCUACAGGGAUGACAUUACACGGGAGGUACGAGGCAGAAGGCCGGAGCGGAACUACCAGCACAGCCGGAGCCGGUCGCCGCACUCAUCGCAGUCCAGGACGCAGUCCCCGCAGCGCCUGGCCAGCCAGGCCGCCCGGCCCACUCGCUCGCCCAGCGGCAGCGGCUCCCGGAGUAGAUCUUCCAGCAGCGACUCCCUCAGCAGCAGCAGCAGUACCAGCAGCGACAGCAGUGACUCCAGCAGCAGCUCGAGUGACGAGUCCCCGGCACGAUCGGUGCAGUCCACGGCYGUCCCCGCGCCUGCGUCCCAGCUGCUCCCAUCGCUGGAGAAGGAUGAGCCCCGGAAGAGUUUUGGGAUCAAGGUUCAAAAUCUUCCAGUGCGCUCAACAGAUACAAGCCUUAAAGAUGGACUUUUCCACGAAUUCAAGAAGUAUGGGAAGGUGACAUCAGUGCAGAUCCACGGUGCAUCYGAGGAACGGUAUGGCCUGGUGUUCUUCCGGCAGCAGGAGGACCAGGAGAAAGCACUGAAUGCCUCCAAAGGAAAGCUUUUCUUUGGCAUGCAGAUUGAAGUCACAGCCUGGAUAGGACCAGAAACUGAAAGUGAGAAUGAAUUUCGUCCUUUGGAUGAAAGGAUAGAUGAGUUUCACCCAAAAGCAACGAGAACUCUGUUCAUUGGCAACUUGGAGAAAACAACCACCUACCAYGACCUUCGCAACAUCUUCCAACGCUUUGGGGGAAUAGUGGACAUCGACAUUAAGAAGGUGAAYGGUGUCCCUCAGUACGCCUUCCUGCAGUACUGCGACAUCGCCAGUGUGUGCAAAGCCAUUAAGAAGAUGGAUGGGGAAUAUCUUGGAAAUAACCGGCUCAAGCUGGGUUUUGGGAAGAGCAUGCCUACCAACUGCGUGUGGUUAGAUGGGCUUUCCACAAACGUUACGGAUCAGUAUCUGACCCGACAUUUCUGCCGAUAUGGGCCUGUGGUGAAGGUGGUGUUUGACCGCUUAAAAGGCAUGGCCCUGGUUCUCUACAAUGAGAUUGAAUAUGCACAAGCAGCUGUAAAAGAGACCAAGGGGAGGAAAAUCGGUGGGAAUAAAAUUAAGGUGGACUUUGCUAAUCGGGAGAGUCAGUUGGCAUUUUAUCAUUCCAUGGAGAAAACGGGUCAAGAUAUCAGAGACUUCUAUGAAAUGCUGGCAGAAAGAAGCAGAGACGAGCGAAGAGGAUCCUAUGAAUACGCCCCUGACCGUACUUACUACGAGACUGUUCGGACCCCAGGGACGUAUCCUGAAGAUCCUCGGCGGGAAUACCCGGCUCGGGGCAGAGAGUUCUACACUGAGUGGGAUCCCUACCAAGGAGACUACUACGACCCACGCUACUACGACGACCCUCGCGAGUACCGGGAUUACCGGGGAGAUCCGUACGAGCAGGACAUCAGAGAGUACAGCUACAGGCAACGGGAGCGGGAGAGGGAGAGGGAACGCUUCGAAUCCGAUCGGGACAGAGACCACGAACGGAGACCGAUGGAGCGGAGCCAGAGCCCGACGCAUUCCCGGCGCCCGCAGAGCCCUGGAGCGUCCCCCUCGCAGUCGGAACGGCUGCAGAGCGACUCGGAGAGGAGGAUUUACAGCAGGUCCUCGGAUCGCAGCGGCAGCUGCAGCUCGCUGUCCCCUCCACGAUACGACAAACUUGACAAAGCCCGCGUGGAACGAUACGCAAAAAACGAGAAAGUGGAGAAAGAGCGCGUUUUCGAGCAGGAGAGGGUGGACAAGGAGAAGCGCUUGGUAAGGAAGGAAAAGCCAGAAAAAAUAGAAAAGGAGAAAACGGAUAAGCAGAAACGGAAAGCGAAAAUCCAUUCGCCCAGCUCUCAGUCCUCAGAAACGGAUCAGGAGAAUGAGAGAGAGCCCAGCCCAGAAAAACUAAAGGGCAACAGUAAACAAAGCAAGGAGAGGGGUGACAAAGAAGGGACAGCGAAGAACCGCCUGGAACUGAUGCCCUGUGUUGUGCUGACUCGCGUGAAGGAAAAGGAGGGGAAGGUGAUCGAUCAGCCUGCACUGGAGAAACUGAGGGCAAAGCUGGAUAACGACACUCUGAAAUCCCCACUGCUCGAACAGAAAACUCCGGUGUCCCAGGCUGAGCAAGCCAAGUCUGAGCAGUCUAAACUAGAACAUGUCAGAACCAAGGUACAGAAGGAGAAAGCUCUUGCCAGUCACAUUGAAGUGGUGGACAAGGAGGGAAAAAUGAAACCCAAAAAGCACUUGAAGAUAGAGCAAACUUCCGAGGGGGCCAAUGCAGUUGAUUUAGACAAGUUGGAGGCUCGUAAAAGGCGUUUCGCCGAUGCGAAUCCGAAGCCUGACAGGCAGAAACUGGAUGUGAAACGGAGCAGCCAAGAUGAGGAGGAUGCACGCCUGGCUUUGAAAAAGCAGCUUGAUGCGACRGUGUCUAGAGAAGCACCAGUGUUAAGGGAAGGAGAAUUGGAGAGAAAACCCCUGAGGAAGGAGAUACUUAAAAGGGAAUCUAAAAAACUCAAACUGGAAAGACUUAUUCCUGUUACUAGUCCCAAAGAAAUUCAGGAYACUCUUAAUGUUGGUGGGAUUGGCAUGCGUCCCACCCUGGAUCUGCAGACGAGGCUGAUGGAGGCACCUGAUGAACCUGUGGAAGUUCAGGAACUCUCCACUAAAAAACUGAAUUCAGUAAAACCCCAGCAUAAACCGGUACAGCUGCUGGACGAGCAGGGAACGGAGAGAGAGGACACCAGGAAGAAUUACUCCGGUCUUUCUGAAGAAACACUGGACCAUAAACUUGGCCAAGAGAAACCUCAGUCAACUGACACRGAGGAGAAAAUCAGCAUCGACAUUGACCACACACAGAGCUACCGGAAACAAAUGGAGCAAAGCCGCCGGUUGAAACAGCAGCUGGAAAUGGAGAUAGCGAAGUCGGAGAAGUUUGGCAGCCCAAAGAAAGAUGUGGAUGAAUAUGAAAAGCGGAGUCUGGUUCACGAGGUGGGAAAGCCUCCUCAAGACGUCACCGAUGACUCUCCACCGAGUAAAAGGAAAAAGACUGACCAGUUUGACUUUGAAAUCAGCACUAAGAGAGAAAGGAACUACAGAAGUUCUCGUCAGGUGAGUGAGGAUUCCGAAAGGAUGUCCUGUUCCCCAAGCAUCAGACACUUCCCAUUCCAUGAGGAUGACGACACGCUCGAUUCUCCAAGGUUAAUGCCACUGAAAGAAGCCAAAGAGUCACCUAAAAUAGAAGAAAAGAGUCUUUCAUACUCCAGCAUGACUGUGAGGGAGGACUCGCUGAAAUUCAAUCCUUAUGAUUCCAGCAGAAGGGAGCAGAUGGCAGAAAUGGCUAAAAUAAAACUCCCUGUGYUGAGUUCUGAGGAAGACUCGAGUAGGUGGGAAACCCAAGUGAAGCAAGAGCCUGGGAGAGUCGAUAUCAGCUUUCCAAGCAGCAUUGUSAAAAGAGACAGCAUACGGAAACGGUCUGUCCGAGACCUGGAACCUGGGGAGGUGCCUUCGGAUUCAGAUGACGAUGGUGAAAACAAGCCUCAUUCCCCAAAAGCCUCGUCCUUGUUGGAGAGUUCCAGGUUGUCUUUUUUAUUAAGGGACAGAGAAGAGAAGUUCCGUGAAAGAGAGGAAAGACUCCAGUCCAGUUCCUUAGAAAGAAACAAAUUCUACUCUUUUGCAUUGGACAAGACAAUCACACCUGACACAAAGGCCUUGCUYGAAAGGGCUAAAUCCCUCUCUUCCUCCAGAGAGGAAAACUGGUCCUUUCUAGACUGGGAUUCAAGAUUUGCCAGUUUUAGAAACAAUAAAGACAAAGAGAAGGUUGACUCGGCUCCAAGGCCUAUUCCAUCYUGGUAUAUGAAAAAGAAAAAAAUCAGAACUGAUUCCGAAGGGGGAAAACUGGAUGAUAAGAAGGAAGACCAUAAAGAGGAGGAACAAGAGCGGCAGGAGCUGUUUGCUUCUCGGUUUUUGCACAGUUCAAUCUUUGAACAGGACUCCAAACGCUUGCAGCAUUUAGAGAGGAAAGAUGAUGAUCUGGACUUUAUCUCUGGGAGGUUGUACGGGAGACAGUCCUCCUCUGAUGGGACAAACAGUGCGGCUGAUUUGGUGCAAGAGCCGGUGGUUCUCUUCCACAGUAGGUUUGUGGAGCUGACACGAAUGCAGCAGAAAGAAAAGGAGAAAGAUCAAAAACCGAAAGAAGUGGAAAAACAGGAAGAUAAAGAAAACCGGCCAAAAACACCAGAAAUCGUUCCUGAUAGUAAAGAAACAGAACAUAAACCUUCUUCAGUCUCUGUCCUCCCACAGGAAGUAGCUCCCAUCGCUCCUGAGAAAAUCGUGAGUGAAAAGGUCCUGGUGGAACCAGCUUCUGUCAAGGAAGACAAACCUUCUGAACCUGCUGCUGCAGCAGAGGAGCAAAAACCUUUUCCUGAACUCGCUGYUCCUGCCAAAGUGGAACCUCCCGAGCAAACAGAACCUCCUCCAGUUGUAGAAGYGAGUAAAGAAAUCGUUGCUACAACCCUGGUGCCAGAGGAAGAUGCUGUGGCUACAGAGCAUCCUUCAUACUUGGAUACCAAACCUCCCACUCCUGGGGCAUCAUUUUCYGAUGCAGACAUCAGUGUAGACCCAGAACCUGAGACUGCCCAGCUGCUUCCACCUCCGCUCAAGCUAGUUCAGAAGUCAGAUGAGGCUGUGGAAUCUAAAGAGGAAAACCUUCCACCUUCUGCCARCGCUGAUGCUGGUGCAAGUCAAAAGGUGGAGGUGGCUGCUGAGGUCCUGCCRCCUGUUUCCGACAAUGAUAUGGAAGUGGAACCUCCAGUUGUUGUAAAAGAUAAAAAAUCCUACAAGAGUAAACGGUCCAAGACUCCYGUGCAGUCGGCUGCAGCUAAUGUCAUGGAAAAGCCCGUCACGAGGAAGAGUGAAAGAAUUGACCGUGAAAAACUGAAAAGGUCAAACUCUCCUCGUGGGGAGACCCAAAAGCUUUCUGAAUUGAAAGUGGAGGCAGAAAAGGUUUCAAGGAAUGCUGCUAAAUCACCGAGUUCUGCUGCAGAGCCAGAAAACGUGGAGCUGAGCUUGCCGAUAGGCCGGACCAGGCGCAGAAAYGUGAGGUCGGUCUAUGCUACCACAGGAGACAAUGAAGGCCCAUCUCCAGUGAAGGACUCCAUGGAAGUCACUAGAUCCACCAGGAAGAGAGGGGAAAAGGAGCCACAGGAAACGGUGACAACUGUUCCCACAACCCCGAGGAGGGGAAGACCUCCCAAAACCCGCCGUAAGCCAGAGGAAGACAUCUCUCCAAUAAAGACUGAACCGGUACAGCAAGAGGUGGAGGAGGCUGAAACUAAAGAUAUGGUGGAAGCUUCUAAACCUGCUGAGGGUUGGAGGUCUCCUAGGUCCCAAAAGCUCACACACAGUCACUCAUCAGCUGCUCCCAGCCAACAGGGGAAGAAGGGCAAGAAUGAAACAAAAGCCGAUACCAYGGCUGAGUCCGAAGAUGCUGGUGAAAGAAGCGGUCAGGAAUCAAGCAUCAGUGACAACAGCAACAAACCAAAAGCCGCUGAGAAAGAGCCGGCAGCAAGCGAGCAGAAACGCGAUCGGAAGGAGCUGGAUGKGGAGAAAAACCAGCUAGAAAUCCCCACAGUUGAGAUCAUUGAGAAGAAGCCAGUGCCAGAAAAGGUUACAAAAUCAAAAAGGGGAAGGUACAAAAACACCAAAACGGUUGUUGAUAAAGCAUCUGUGUGUCUCAAAAACGUGGAAAUACGCCUCAACGUGGAUGAAGUCAAGGGUGCCUUGCGGCCCACYGAGGAGGAGGCAGAGCCUGUGGCGAUGUCACCUCCCAAGAUGAAGAGCCCMCCAAAAGAGGACAUCCUGUCACCCCACUUCACUAAGAAUGAGGUAGAAGAUUCAUUCCCAGAAAUGGAAAAGGAGGUGGCGCGGGAGCCCAAGCAGUCACCCGAGGCUGCCCAGUUAGCGAAGCAGAUCGAGCUUGAGCAGGCGGUGGAGAACAUCGCAAAACUCACCGAAACUCCUCCGACUAUUGCUGCCUACAAAGAACCRACGGCGGAUGUGGCCGAAGUCCGUCAGGAGGAGGAGGCUGAUAAACCCGCGCACCAAGCCAGUGAAACAGAGCUGGCGGCGGCCAUCGGCUCCAUCAUCAAUGAUAUUUCUGGGGAGACGGAAAGCUUCCCUGCACCCCCRACGUAUCCCACUGAAUCUGAGGCUGAAAUCCCCACAGAGCCCUUGGUGCUGCAGUCACCUCAGGAGGAGAUGGAGCCUGAGACAGAUCAGGCAGUGAACAACAUCCUGGAAACGGAGGCUGCCGUUGAGCCUGCGGUGCAGCCGGUGCCCAGCUCUGUCCCAUCGGCCUUGGAGACGGAGGGCAAGGAGUCCGAAGUCAGCUUCAGUGAAUCUUCCAACUCUGCACAGGAGGCCGAGACCUUGCAGGAGGCUGAAGUUGCUCGGAAGGAGAAGGGCCGUCAGAAAACUACGCGGCAGAGACGCAAGAAGAGCACGAGCAGGARGGGCGACGUCAACGAAGUCAACGCCUUCGAGCCGGAGAGGGUGCAGGGCAAGUCACCCCUCACCAACGAAGUAAAGACAAAACCUGAAGAAGCCUCAAAGGAGGAAAAGCAAAUCAAACCCACAGCAUCCACAGAGCCAAGUGCUUCUGAUGUCACCAAGACUGUGGCUGCUGAUAUCGUGGCUGUACACGAGGCUGUCCCUGAGAGCUGCACCUCUCCAAAGGUGCCUGCUCCAGCUUUGCUGGACCAGGGUGCCCCACCGGUCCCCCUCGACGAGGGCAGUCAGAGUGGGUUCAAGAUGCAGUCACCCCUGGAGAAUGCUCCCAYCACGCCACCGAGCGCCCCAAAUGCGGCCCUUCCGGCCGUCCCCACGGCUGCGGCCAAACUGCCCACCCCGGUGCCCACCACCAUCGUCCCCCUCCACUCCAGCACUGCCAAGGUGCCGGAGUGGAUGGUCAGGCACGAGGAGCCCCGGGCCCGGUCCACACCCCCACCUGCCCUCCCGCCAGACACCAAGGCAUCAGAUAUCGACACGAACUCCAGCACUUUGAGGAAGAUACUCAUGGAGCCCAAAUAUGUCUCAGCUGCAAGCAUCACCUCCACACAUGUGACGACGACGCAUGCCGAGCCAGUGAGCGCGCCCUGCCUGGAGGAGGCACCUCCCCUCCCUGCCGUGGAGGCCAUCAAGCCAGUUUCUGAGGAGAAGCCGGCCGUUCCCGUCACCAACACCCUGGACCCACCGGUGGCUGAAGCGCCGGUGUUCAGCGAGAAGGAAAAGAUCAACACUGUGAUUGCUCCCAAAGCCACUUCCGUCAUCAGCAGGAUGCCCCUCAGCGUAGAKCUGGAGGAGGCUCCCAGGAUCACCUUGGUGAAACAAGCCCCCCAAACCCAGACCUGCCUUGUCAAUGCUCCCUCUCCAAAAUUCAAGCAGAGGUCAAGUACAAAUGAUAACAGCAGGUUUCAUCCGGGAUCGAUGUCUAUUAUCGAGGAGAGGCCUGUGGAGGCUGGCUCCAGUCCAGGGCUGCGGGUGAACACGUCGGAAGGAGUGGUGCUCCUGAGUUACUCGGGGCAAAAGACGGAAGGCCCUCAGCGAAUCAGUGCCAAGAUCAGCCAGAUUCCCCCAGCYAGCGCUGUGGACAUCGAGUUCCAGCAGUCUGUGUCCAAGUCUCAGAUUAAACAGGAGCCUAUCACGCCGUCCCAACCAGCACCAAAAGGCUCCCAGACCUCGGCGGGCUACGGGACCGUUUCCACCCAUUCUUCGCUGGUACUGGGAACGCAGCCCUACAACACCUCGCCCGUCAUCUCGUCCGUCAAACAGGAGCGCGCCGUGCUGGACAAGCCCGACUCAUCCCACCUCACUGUGCAGCCCCCGGCGUCACAGCCCGGCAAGGUCCUGACACAGACRGUAAACACUCCACCUGUGCUGGUCCAUAACCAAAUGGUUGUGAACAAAAAACUGUCCGACCCAGCUGCUCUCAAAGUGGAGACCAAGACUCUGCAACCCUCCAAUCUGAGUCCUGGAGUCAGUCCUCACCACCCUUCCCUCUCUGGGAAGAUGCAUUCGGAAGUGAAUCACGUCAGCUCUGGGCCCAGCACCCCGACCGACCGGGCCAUCUCGCACCUGGGGGUCACCAAACAGGAGCCACACUCGCCACGUACCAGUGGCCACUCGCCGUCGCCGUUCCCUCGGGCCUGCCAUCCCGGCAGCACCUCGUCCCCAGCUUUGUCCAGCAGCACCCCGGUCAUGCUGGCGCCGGGAAUCCCYGUUCCUCAGUACAUAUCCAGCAUGCAUCCCGAGCAAUCUGUCAUCAUGCCCCCUCACAGCGUGACACAGACCGUGUCGCUGGGCCACCUGUCCCAAGGAGAGGUCAGGAUGAACACCCCCCCUCUCUCCGGCAUUCCCUAYGGCAUCCGCCCGGAAGCGCUGCACUCCCCUCGAGCCACUCUACAGCCCCAGAUGGAGAUCAAACCCCAGCGAUCCAGCACGCCCCAGCCAGCUCCCAUCCGAGACAUUGUCAUACCCCCGCUGUCUUCCCAGCACCCCCCCGAGGAGGAGCUGCACUUCCACCACACGGCGGUGUGCCGCGGGCCGGCGCCGGUGCAGUCGGACGUGCUGGUGAUGCAGCCUGAUUACCGCAUGCACCCCAGCAGCCUGCGGCUGGACCAGUACAACGUCCCGCGUGAYGUCAGGAUGAUCAUGCACCCACACAUGGCUGCCGUGGGCGAGCACCACUCGGAAACGCGACAAUCCCGGACGCCUGAAGGGGCCGUCAAAACCCCCCCGGUCAGUAAGACCCCACAGCCUGGGAAAGAGACUCCCAAAUCCUCGGAAGGCAAGAUGGCCCACUCUCCGCACAGUGAGCCACGGCUGCUCAGCGUGCCCUCGGGUAGCCAGCUGCCCGGGCUGCCCCUGACGCAGCCCGUGGUGGUCCCACAUGGGGUGCAGAUCAUGCACCCCGCCAGCAGCUCCUUCCACGAUUACCGUUCCGUGUAUGGCGACAUGAGGAAUUACCACACGGCGCAGCUCGGGCACCCGCAGUUCCCGGGCACCUCGCCCAUCGGGCUGCCCUCCCGGAGCAUGACCCCGUCUCAGGGUCUUCCGGAGGGCGAGCACUCGCACCCCAGCCAGCCGGUCCGCAGCAAGACGCCUCAGAUCCCGCAGGAUCCCAAGGGCGCGGCAGCAGCAGGGCCGGAGCAGAGCCACCACACCCCCGUGAACCGGCACGCGGCACAGAUGGACUCGCACGUCCACCUGCAGCGGGCGCAGGGCGACACGAGCCAGACCUCGUACCCCUCGCCCGUCGCCAUCUCCAUGAAGCAGGAGCUGCCGUCGCCGCACCAGCCGCAGGCCGUGCCCAAGCAGUCCAUGUUCAUCCCCACAACGUCAGGGCCGCCCCUCAGCCGCCCGGAGCCCCAGGCCACGCUCAAGCAGGAGCCGUCACCUCACCCGGUGUCCCAGAGACCGGUGGACAUGGUCCAGCUGCUGACAAAAUACCCCAUUGUCUGGCAGGGUCUCCUGGCUCUCAAGAACGACACGGCGGCCGUGCAGCUGCACUUUGUGUCCGGGAACAACGUCCUGGCACACCGGUCACUGCCGGCACCCGAGGGAGGGCCCCCGCUGCGGAUCGCACAGCGCAUGCGGCUUGAGGCCUCCCAGCUCGAGGGGGUGGCACGGAGAAUGAUGGUGGAGAGCGAUUACUGCCUGCUGCUGGCCCUGCCCUGUGGCCGUGACCAGGAGGACGUGGUCAGUCAGACGGAGUCGCUCAAGGCCGCCUUCAUCAGUUACCUGCAGGCCAAGCAGGCUGCAGGCAUCAUUAACGUCCCCAACCCUGGCUCCAACCAGCCUGCCUACGUUCUGCAGAUCUUCCCACCCUGCGAGUUUUCGGAAAGCCACCUGUCCCGCCUGGCCCCGGACCUCCUCGCGAGCAUCUCCAACAUCUCUCCUCACCUGAUGAUUGUCAUCGCAUCGGUAUGAGCUGUUUACCAGUUACUGACUUUUCGAUUAUUUCAAUUUUUUAUUUUUUAAUUUUUGCAAGGCCCUGCAGCAAAAAAACCACAAACAAACAACAACAAAAAAAGCCCACAAAAACCACACGGAAAAUUAAUUUUAAAAUAAAUCAAAAGAAGGAGAGAAGGUUAUGAAACACGACAAAUGCUGCCAGAAACCAGCCUCCUGUCCGACUGGCCUCGAUCAAACCCUAGAUGUUUACAUGUUGCUUUAGGUUAUGGACAACUGAUGCACUCAGCAGGUGGACUGGGCUUGGGUUCCCGUGCCUCCUUUUUGGGGAAAAAAAAACCACACACACAAAAAAAGAAAAAAAAAAAAAAAAGAGAAAAGGAUGGCUUAUUUUUUUUAACAAAAAAAAAAGGAAAAAAAUAAAUAAGAACCUGAACUGCCUUUGCACUAAAUUAGUGACUCGGACUUUGCACAGUUGGAGACGCUGUGACGUUCUGGAUGUCUUGACACACAUUGACCGCGUGCCGUGGACGUUCCGCAGGGACUCUGCUGAGAUUUGUGGGUCAAGGAGCAUUUCACAGUCAUUUUUUUAUUUUAUUGGUUGUUUCGUUGGGAUUUUUGGGGUUUUUUUUCUUCUUUUGGGGUUGGUGUCUUUUUUUGGGGGGGGGGGUAUUUUUUCUGGAUGUGAACCUUCCUCUUCCUCCACCUGCCCCUGCUGCAGCCGUCUUCUUUUCAUCUGGGAUGUACAGUUUACACUGAAAAACAAGAAAAUACAAAACAAAAAACAAAAGGGAGAGCUUUUUUCCUUCCUGGUGGGAUAUGCAGAACUCAGUGGGUGUGUGUAUAUAUAAAUAUAUAUAUAAUAUAUAUAAAUAUAUAUAAUACUGACUUUAAAAAAAAAUCAAAUCCCCACAACAUACAUUUUUUUUUAAUCUGUGCCAAAAAUGUGUUUUCAGAGAAAAAAAAUCUUAUUUUCAUACUCAGACUUUGUAUUGUCACUCAUUUGUAAGUGCGCUUCAUUUAAACAUCCCCUCGUCUCAUCAGCUGUGGAAGUGUUAUACACUUGUACAAAGACUCUGCCCCAGCCCCCCUCGCCUCCCCUAACACUUAAUUAAUUUAUGGAACUUGGUUUUGUUUUUGUUUUUUUUUUUUUUUUUUUUUUUUUGUUUUUUUUUUUU